AUGGUCGGACCAGCAGCUCAAGCAGCCAAGAACAAGGCUCGUCAGGUCUUCAUGAAGAACUGGUACGCUCCCGAAGUUCUUCCUAUCUACGUUAUUACUGGUCUCGCUGCCGGUGGUGCCACUUGGUAUCUGAGCCGCCUUGCACGAGGACCCGACGUCAUCUGGGACCGCAAGAACAACCCCACCCCAUGGAACAACGUCGAGCCAGGCACCCAAACCAAGUUGAUGACGGUCAACCAGCAGUUUGACAAGCAGUACAAGCGCGACCGUCUUUGA
Molecule: messenger RNA, 276 nt
Organism: Mycosarcoma maydis (corn smut)
Lineage: Eukaryota; Fungi; Basidiomycota; Ustilaginomycetes; Ustilaginales
Exons: 3
Coding region: 1-276 (91 amino acids)
Source: RefSeq, a predicted model, not a curated record